GGCUGCAUUUCACAGGAAACCAAGCCUAAAACGGAUCUAUCAGGAGGUUUUCUGCUGAAGGGCACUGCUUAGCAUUGAGAAGAAUUCAACCCACCGCCUUACUAAUUUCCAGCGCCCCGAGGUCUCUGCACUGCCGCCCCUCCUCACAGGAGACAGACACCUCAGCCUAGAUCCCUUGGUGCUCUCCACGCUGUUCAGGCUGAAUUGAAGAUCCCUCUUACCUGCCAGGUGCCAAGAACUAUGAACAGGCAGGGCAAUAGAAGGACAACUAAAGAAGGAUCCAACGAUUUGAAAUUCCAGAACUUCAGUCUGCCAAAAAACAGGUCAUGGCCUCACCUCAAUAGUGCCACAGGCCAGUACCAGAGGAUUAACAAGCCUCUCCUAGACUGGGAAAGAAACUUUGCUGCAGUCCUGGAUGAAGCAAAAGGCCACAGUGAUGAUGACUAUGAUGACCCUGAGCUUCCGAUGGAAGAGACGUGGCAGUCGAUUAAAAUUUUACCAGCCCGGCCUAUAAAGGAAUCUGAAUAUGCAGAUACACGCUAUUUCAAGGUUGCAAUGGACACUCCCCUUCCGUUAGACACCAGGACCUCUAUCCCCAUUGGACAGCAGACCUGGAACACACAGACGAGGUUGGAAAGAGUGGACAAACCCAUUUCCAAGGACAUCAGAAGCCAAAACAUUAAAGAAGACACAUCUGCAAGAAAGAACAAGAUUCCUUUACCACCUCCUCGGCCUCUCAUCACACUUCCGAAAAAGUACCAGCCCUUGCCACCUGAGCCGGAGAGCAGCAGGCCACCUUUACCUCAGAGACACACCUUUCCGGAAGUCCAGAGAAUGCCCAGUCAGAUAAGCUUAAGGGACUUAAGUGAGGUCCUUGAAGCAGAAAAAGUUCCUCGUAACCAGAGGAAGCCUGAAUCAACUCAUCUGUUACUAAACCAAAAUACUCAAGAGAUUCCACUUGCCAUUAGCAGUUCUUCAUUCACGACAAGCAACCACAGUGUGCAAAGCAGAGAUCAUAGAGGAGGCAUGCAGCCCUGUUCUCCUCAGAGAUGCCAGCCUCCAGCCAGCUGCAGCCCUCAUGAAAAUAUAUCGCCCUAUAUAUACACAAGCUGGAGACCACCUUUCCCCAAAAGGUGUGAUAGAAAGGAUGUCCAGCGCAAUGAAUGGUACGUUGGAGAAUAUAGCCGCCAGGCAGUGGAAGAGGCAUUCAUGAAGGAGAACAAGGAUGGUACUUUCUUGGUCCGAGAUUGUUCCACAAAAUCCAAGGAAGAGCCCUAUGUUUUGGUUGUGUUUUGUGAGAACAAAGUCUACAAUGUAAAAAUCCGCUGCCUGGAGAGGAAUCAGCAGUUUGCCCUGGGGACAGGACUCAGAGGAGACGAGAAGUUUGAUUCAGUAGAAGACAUCAUCGAACACUACAAGAAUUUUCCCAUUAUACUAAUUGAUGGGAAAGAUAAAACUGGGGUCCACAAGAAACAGUGUCACCUCACUCAUCCACUCCCUCUCACCAGACACCUCUCGCCUCUGUAGCCUGGUCUUUGUGUUAUCUUUGGUUUACUGGAUUCAAUGCUUCCAUCGUUUUCAUUGAUUUCAAAAGCUUAUUUUCUGCCUUCAAGGGAUGACUUUUUUGACUUUGUAGAAAAGAAAACCACUCUAUAACAGAGAGUGGAAAAUCAAUCAUGGUUUUGAAAGUUCAAACCACAGAGAAAAUAUUUAUAACAUGCAAAAAAUAAAAACAUUCUAGUAACUGGCCACUGGAAAAUAAAUAAAAAUAAAAACUA
Messenger RNA from Nomascus leucogenys (northern white-cheeked gibbon), 1778 nucleotides. It is a transcript of the gene CLNK, whose product is annotated as cytokine dependent hematopoietic cell linker. Gene Ontology annotation, biological process: cell surface receptor protein tyrosine kinase signaling pathway; intracellular signal transduction. The record is from RefSeq and is a predicted model, not a curated record. NCBI's taxonomy places the organism in Eukaryota, Metazoa, Chordata, Mammalia, Primates, Hylobatidae.